AGUGCGGGCGCGGCGAUGCCGAUACCAGGGGGCGACGGGGCCGCGGCGGCCAGGCAGCCCCCGUCCGGAGAGGCGGCGGCACCGCGGGAUGAGGAGCAGCAGGAGGAGGAGGGCGAGGAGGAUCUUCGCGACGGCGGCGUCCCCUUCUUCGUCAACCGCGGCGGGCUGCCCGUGGAUGAGCCCACCUGGGAGCGGAUGUGGCGGCAUGUGGGCAGGAUCCACCCCGAGGGGGACCGGGUGGCGCAGAGGAUCCGGGGCGCCGCCGACCUGCCCAAGAUUCCCAUACCAAGUGUGCCUGUGUUCCAGCCAUCCACCCCCAUCCCUGAGCGCCUGGAAGCUGUACAGCGCUACAUCAGGGAGCUUCAGUACAAUCACACUGGGACACAAUUCUUUGAGAUUAAGAAGAGCAGACCUCUGACUGGGCUGAUGGACCUGGCCAAAGAAAUGACCAAAGAGGCCCUGCCAAUAAAAUGCCUGGAAGCUGUGAUCCUGGGAAUUUACCUCACCAACAACAUGACCACACUGGACCGUUUCCCCAUCAGCUUCAAAACCCACUUCUCAGGGAACUACUUCCGACACAUCGUGCUGGGGGUGAACUUUGGCGGCCGCUAUGGGGCACUGGGCAUCAGCCGACGUGAGGAACUUAUGUACAAAGCACCUGUCUUCCGCACACUGAGCGAACUCAUCUUUGACUUCGAGGAGGCGUAUCGCCGCUGCUGGCACACUCUGAAAAAGGUGAAGCUGGGUCACUGUGUGUCCCAUGACCCACACAGCGUGGAGCAGAUUGAGUGGAAGCGCUCCAUCCUGGAUCUAGACAAGCUAACACGGGAAGACUUUCGCAAAGAGCUUGAGAGACAUGCCCGUGAUAUGAGGCUGAAGAUUGGGAAAGGAACUGGACCACCAUCUCCCACCAAGGACAGAAAGAAAGAUGUCUCCUCCCCACAAAGAGGUCAGGCCAGCCCCCAUCGGCGAAACAGCCGUGGGGACCGACGGCCAUCUGGUGAGAAGAAGCCUGCCGAUUCCAAAGCCAUGCCAGACCUCAACGGGUACCAGAUCCGGGUAUGAAGAGAGCUGUGCCUUGUGUGCCUGGCUCCAUGGACUUCUUGCUGGCCACAGUUGGGACCUGGAUCCACCUGCAGUGAUUCUGACAAAUGGGACAGGGGAGUGGGAGCAAAAGAGAGUGCUGAUUUUCCCAGGUACUUACUAGUGGGCCAGUCCCAGAGCUGGAUCCCAUGGGUCCCAGAGGAUUCACUCGCCUGUUUCUGGGACAGGUGACCAUCUUAAUUCACUUAAGUAUUUUUAAAAAAAAAAAGAAAAAAAAAGGAAAAAAAUCUGUACAUUACUGGGAGUUUGCUUUAGGAAGACUAUGAAGUGAAUGGGGUAGUGGACUUGCUAUCUUUGCCUUGACAGCAAGUAGAUGGAGCAUCUUGUCAACAGUACUUCUUCCCUGUGUGCACAGAAGUCUUCAACCCCUGCUAGGCCUGCAGGGCUGAGGGAGAAGUGAUGCUGGAAUGGGAUGGCCCCUGCAUCUUGUACAAAAACUCCUGGUUUUGUCAUUAUGAACACUUUGUUUAUCAUUGCUCUUGUGAGAGUAGGUCUGAAUUUGCUCAGCCUGAUUUAUUGACCAUACAAAGUCUUCUCAUCCAGAAAAAACACAUCUUGUAUGUUUAGUCCUGCCUAUUUCAAAGUAUUUCAUUGUCUCUGAGGGGGUAGACAAUGGAAUGCUGGUGAACUGUUGCUCUAAGUCCUUUGGUGGUUGAGUGGAUCAGGAUAUGCCUAUACCACUGCUACAUGAAAACAGGCAUAGAGAGCUCAAUUGUUCCAGCAAUGCAGAUGGGGCAGGUGGGGGCUGGUGGAAAACCUGAACUUCACAUUAUCUCUUCAUCAGCCUUCUCUCUAUUAACUUCUAGUGGCUGCUACUGAGAAAGCUUGUGGCAGGCACUUCAGUCACUGAGGUACGAGCUUUAAGAGUAAAAAGUUAAAGGAGGAUGUAAUCAUGUGAACAGGUUUUACAAGCAUUUUUACCUUUCCACAAGGCUCUUGCUCCUUCCUUCCUGUAGUGUUAGUGCCAGAGUUGCAUACACUUGUUUGUGAGAAGCUCUGCUCAAGGAAAUUGCAGCUGCUUUCAGGACAGCUCACCCUGGAGCCUCCUGAAAGCAGUUCCCCACCCCAGUGCCAGAGCUGUGCUUGUGUUCUGGCUCUUUGUAUAGCUGCAGUAUGUAACAGCACCACUUACACUAACCUUUCCCAAAGGGCUGGGCUGGGCCUUUCUGCCACUUGUGGCCUUUACUUCCUAUGCUUCUUUUGGGGGAGUGUUGUACUACUGCUUAAGCAUAUAAUGCUUGUCAGAAAUGGAAUAUUAUCAGACCUCUCUGUUUGAGGCCUAGGGUAUGGGAACAGUGGGAUUUCCAGAACUCAGAACAGCAUGAUCUUAAAGUGAUUUGGAUGCAUGGAUCUGGGGGAUGCAAAAACUGAGCUUGGGAGUGGGAGUAUCCUGGAGAGAAACAGUCUUGUUUUAUCACAGCACUGACAAGGAGCUAAACUUAAGUUAAUUUUGUUAGCCUGGUGGCUUAUUCUUUCCUUUCUAUGUUACAAACAUGAUGUAGCUUAGCUCUACUAGUUUUUUUUUUGGUGCAGUAUUCCUGUGCCACAUCCUCAUAAUAAGCAGAGCUAUUUUGGUGGCAGAGAAUGGGUUCUUAACGCCAAACAAAUCAGCUCUUCUGGCUAGUUAAAGCAGUUAAUCCUCGAAGCACCACCCACAAGCGAUUUAACUCAGACCUUACAGGUUCCUAAUUGUACAUCCUUAACUGUGAUGUAACUUGCAAGACGUAUCCAUACCACUGCAGUCAGUCCUUCCAAUCUCCCUUUGUAGUCUAUGCUUUUCUGCUGUGCUGUACAACCAGGAGGAAAAUCUGUAAGAAGGUGGCAAAGUUGCUGCUGAGCCCAGAGGAGGUUAAUCCAGAAGAGGAUGCCAGUUUCCACAGUGCAGUGCAACACCUGUCCACUCCCUUAUAUUCUAGCUACAUGCAACAACUGAAGUGAACAGCAGCAGUGAGCCAAGCAGCCAUUUGAACGUGUCCUCUGGUCAUUUUUGUGUGGCUGUAAAUGAACAUAUUUAGUGUCUGGGUGCUAACGAUGACGUUAGCUGUAAAGGCACCACAGCUACCUGUAAAUAAUAUGGGUCACUUGGAAGCCACAAACUGCCUUUGCAUAAUGUUUACUAUGCAGCGGACUGAAAGUUCAGAUGCCACUGUGAACCAUAUGACAAAUACAAGCAGCAGUCAGCAAGGGGAAACUGACUGUCAGGUUUUAUUAAAGUGGAUGAAAUCCAGAAUUAAAAAAAAAAUAUAUAAAAGAUGCCUAGAAUGUAUCUUCACUAUGACUUUGUUUAGUCAAUUGGUUAGUUAAUUCAAAGUAACUGGAGAGCUCUUGAGAGUAAUUAGUAGUUUACUACAGAGAGCAUUGAAUAACUGGACAGACUUGAGCUUUUUUAGAUGGAAAGAGGAAAUGUGGGGGUGGGAGAAGACUUUACAACAGAUGAGACAAGUCGGGGUAAGCUGCAAGUUAAUGAUGCUUUCUUGAGAGCAGGGCAACAGGGGUGUUCAGCAGUGUUAGAUCACCAAGGCAGAAUGGCUUAAAACAAAAUGCUUUGUUUGACUUUGUAAUUAAGAACUUUCCUGCAGGAUGUAACUGAGGUCAAUAGCUUAGAAAAAGCUAUUGGCUUAGAAAAAGCAAAGGAAAUGGAUGUUUAAGAUAUGAAUGACAGGUAGAGUUCAAGGUCUCUUAAUCCUCAGCUGCAGUUAGACAAGAACAUCCUCUUUCAAGAUCCAGUUGCACAAUUAUGUAUGUUAGGAAGUAUUUAAUUAUUUGAUUUUAUCUAAUGUUAAUUAACUUCUCAAGAUGGACACAGGAGCAGACAAGUGCACUCUGCUAGAGUUACCAUUUCAAGCCUUCUACUGUGUUUCUCUGUGUAGGAUUCCCGCUCCUUACUGCUUCUGUAUCUCCAAUUCAGCAGAUGGUACAAGAAACUGGAAAAGGACCAUAGAGUUUUCCCCCUCUUGCUCCCCCCAUCUUUGUAACAGGAUGAAUCAAUUCAAUACAAAGCUUUGCUUCCUUCCUAACAAACAAAACCACAUCCUUCCAUGACAGGGAGGAUUAAUGCAAUCUAGCUUUAUGCUGUAAGCUGAGGGUACAGUGCAAGACAAACUUUAGCACUUUGACUUCUUUCCUCCCCCACCUACCUGGUCUGGUUUCUGGUCUGUCUGCCUUUAACCAUAAGGAAAAAAGGCUGUUGAUGAGAGUCUUUUUCACUUCUGCAGGCUUUAGAGCUACAGAGAAAGAAUGCUAAUGUAAGUCAUACUCCUUUAGUGCCUGCAGAAUAAGGAAGAUGGAUCUCAAGGAGUCCUAUUAAUUUUUAAUGUUAAAUAUUAAUAGGGUCGCUCAUGUAGCUCUGUGAUGUAAAUUUCACUGUUCAGUAGGUCUCACAUGAUGUCUGUUCUGCAGUGCAAGUCCUGUGAACUCUGUGGAAAGGAGCUGUGUUUGUACUCUGGGAAUGGAUAGACACUGUUUGCAUUGUAUGUGAAGCUGAGGUGAGCUUUGAAAGACUUCAACAAAUGCUGACCUAUUACCGGUGAAACUAUUCUAAAUGUAAUGCAAACCUUGAAAUAAGGAGCCCCUCUUGAUGCUUUUAUGUAGACAAGUCCCUUACUACCUGGCCAACUGCAAGUUUUACUGAUUCAUUAGUGAGCAAAACUCUGUGCUACAGCAUCACUCUGAUACAAACUUUGUAUAUUAAAGAGUGGGGUUGGGUGUCCAUCAGUCUGUGACACGGUAACCUCUUUUUUUUUUUUUUUUUUUUUUAAUGGUAGAAGCUAAAGGCGCCUU
Molecule: messenger RNA, 4884 nt
Organism: Vidua macroura (Pin-tailed whydah)
Lineage: Eukaryota; Metazoa; Chordata; Aves; Passeriformes; Viduidae
Gene: VASH1
Product: vasohibin 1
Exons: 7
Coding region: 16-1065 (349 amino acids)
Biological process (GO): regulation of angiogenesis
Cellular component (GO): cytoplasm
Source: RefSeq, a predicted model, not a curated record